Molecule: messenger RNA, 1351 nt
Organism: Phaethon lepturus (White-tailed tropicbird)
Lineage: Eukaryota; Metazoa; Chordata; Aves; Phaethontiformes; Phaethontidae
Product: lamin-B1-like
Exons: 9
Source: RefSeq, a predicted model, not a curated record
CUAUGCAAAAAAGGAAGCUGAUCUUAAUGGACUCCAACUCAGAAUUCAAGAAUUUCAAGCAGUCCUUCAUUCUAAAGAAGUUGCACUAUCCACAGCCCUUGAUGAUAAGAAAAAUCUGGAGAGAAGAAUUGAUGAUUUAAGAGUUGAGGUUGUACAGCUUCAAGCCUCUUCAACAGCUGCCAAGGAACAGCUUGCAAAUGAAACCUUACUGAAGGUGGAUCUUGAAAACCGUUGUCAACGUCUCACUGCGGACUUGGAAUUUCAUAAACAUAUGUAUGAGGAGGAAAUCAAAGAAGCAAGAAAGAAAUAUGAAACUCACGCAGGUGACCCUCGAUCUGGGCAUCAGUGUGAAUGUGACUAUAAACUGACCCAAGCCCUUCAUGAGCUGAGAGCACAGCAUGAUGUACAAAUGAAAAUGUACAAAGAAGAGCUUACACAGAAUUACAAUGCCAAACUUGAGAGUGCUAUAUUGAUCUCUGAGAGGAGAAGUUCUGCAGCCAAAUCAGUAAGAGAAGAACUGAGUCAAAGUCAGGCGCAAAUUGAUAAUCUGUCUUCCAAUAUCAACAGCCUUCAGAAAGAGUCUAGAGCAUUGCAAAAUAGAGUGCAAGAGCUUGAGGAGAACCUGGCCAAGGAACGGGAAAAGUAUCGCAAAAUACUGUUUGAGAAAGAUCAAGAAAUGACAAUGAUCAGAAAUCGGAUGGGGGAGCAGCUGAAUGACUAUGAACAACUUCUGGAUGUUAAACUGGCACUUGAUACGGAAAUCAGUGCGUACCGGAAAUUGUUGGAGAGUGAAGAUGAGAGAUUGAAACAUUCUCAAUCUUCCCAAGUGGCAGUUUCAAUGAGCCGUAGUGUGCAUACAACCAGCAAGAAGAGGAAGAGGAUUGAUAUGGAUGAAUCUGAAGCCAGCAGUAGUAUUAGCAUUUCCCACUCAGCUUCUGCCACUGGAAAUGUCUCCAUUGAGCAGAUAGACAUUGAUGGAAAAUUCAUCAUCUUGAAGAACACCUCUGGACAGGAUCAACCUAUGGGAGAAUGGGAGAUGAUCCAAAAAAUAGGAGACACUUCAGCUAGUUACAGAUAUUCACCAGAAUACGUACUACAGGCAGGCCAAAACGUCACAGUCUGGGCUGCAAAUGCUGGAGUAACUGCUAGCCCUCCCACUGACCUCAUCUGGAAGAACCGGAAUUCUUGGGGCACUUGUAGAGAUGUGAAAGUUGUACUGAAAAAUUCCCAGGGAGAGGAGGUUGCUCAGAGAAGCAUUGUCUUUGAAAGCGCUGUAUGUGAAGGGGAAGAGGAGGCACUUGAGGAAGAAGUAGUUGAAACUUCAUCAGAAGACGACCUUUACCACCACGAG